Messenger RNA from Theileria parva strain Muguga, 2652 nucleotides. Its product is annotated as Protein kinase domain protein. The coding region runs from base 239 to 2635 and encodes 798 amino acids. Gene Ontology annotation, biological process: spliceosomal complex assembly; protein phosphorylation; regulation of mRNA processing. Gene Ontology annotation, molecular function: ATP binding; protein kinase activity. Lineage: Eukaryota; Apicomplexa; Aconoidasida; Piroplasmida; Theileriidae. The record is from RefSeq and is a predicted model, not a curated record. The transcript is spliced from 5 exons.
UUUUAAUAUAUUUUUUUCGGAAAUCUUCGAACAUUAAAAUUUUGAUUUAUGUUAUCAAACAUAAACGUUAUAUUUAAACCACCAUUAUUUAAAUUCCAUUUUAUGUUCAAAUUAUGUGGGCACAUUCAAUAAUAAUUCAUAUCAAAACUGAUCACACCUAAUAACACUUACAAAAAUGAUAAAUAUCGAGAACAAUAAAAUAUCAUAAUAUGUUAAACAAACUGUAAAAUAUUCGAAUAUGACGGGAGAAAACAAUCACGAUGAGUCUAUAGAUUAUAAGAAGCAACAAAUAGUAAAUCCAUCAAAAUAUUCAACAGAUUCCAAAUUAAAGCCUGAAGAAAGUAAUUUCGAAGACACUCAAUAUUAUUCCACUGAAAACCUAAACGAUUUUAACGAUAUCGUCGAUUCAUUGUCAAAUAUUAACGUAUAUUCAGAUACGAGAUCAAGCCAGGAUCUUAUGUCAGUCACAUGGUCAGGAAAGACAUCAAAUUUAAACUCAUUUGAUAAUUCAAACAUUUCUGACUCUGAAAAUUUAUAUAAUACCUCGGGAUUUAACACUAACUCUAACGAUAACGACCGUACAUAUAGCCUACUGUCAUCUUCAUUUCCAGAUUCAGUCUCUAGUGAUCAUUUACACUCGGACGACUACCAAAAGUGCAUUCAAAGCUCUUCUUUAUCUGAUUGGAAGCCAUCAGGCACCGAGUCAAUGAGUUCUAGCCCAAAUACAUCAAGUACAAGCAAAUAUUCUUGUGACUCGUAUUAUCGCCAAUCCCCUUCACAAACAGAUCCCAACAAUUAUAUGAACUUGAAAUUCCACAUGGGAUCUUUCAGAACUGGGGGCACUCAGAAUUUCGAUAUAUUCACACCGGAUACAGUCUCUGACGCUAAUCACAAGCUAUACUCACCCAUGGAUUCCAUGUACAAGACUCCGACCACACAUGAAGACUAUGAAUCCAAGUGUGUUUAUGAACAAAACAACUUAAAUGAACAUGGCAACUAUGAGAACAAUGUGUUAGAAGCAAAACCAAAGUCAUCACACUCAUUCGACUACCAAGAACACUCACCCUUAUCCAAUGAUAACAAUUCUUAUUAUUCGAGGGAUAACGGAAGUUGUGGACAGUAUGAGAUAAACAUGAGUGAUAGCGAGGACUCAAAUAGCUAUGUUCCAGGGGGAUACCAUCCAGUGGCCAUUGGAGAAGUGUAUAACAACAGGUACAAAAUUGAAGCGAAGUUAGGCUGGGGGUAUUUUAGCACAGUUUGGCUCGCAUCAGACUUAGCCUCAGGCCCGGAUACCUUUGUUGCACUAAAGUUCCAGAGAAGCGCAAAGAUGUACACAGAUGCAGUGCUCGAUGAGAUUGACCUUCUCAACACCGUGAUUAACGGAAAGAACAGUAACGAGUGGGUGAGCACCAGCACAGUCUACAGUAAACUACUAGGCCAAAAUUACAACCCCUCAAAUGGAGUAGUUUCAUAUCUGGACAACUUUAUGGUAACAGGGCCUAAUGGAAUGCACAUAUGUGUGGUUUUUGAGGUUAUGGGACCUAAUAUCCUGACCCUGAUCAAGCUUUACAGGUUCCAAGGCAUACCAAUCCCACUGGUUAAAAAAAUCGCCACACAUGUGUUGCUGGGUUUAGAUUAUUUACACAGAGUUUGCAAAAUCAUACACACUGACAUAAAGCCGGAAAACAUACUGAUCACAUCUCCACUAAACUUGUAUAAGCACUCCUUAGAACAAAAUCACAAGUCAGGCAACAAAAGUAAUCUCUCUAAUGAGCGUUACAACUUGCCAGGUCUUUCCUUUGGAAGAGUUGAUUUGAAUAAUUGUGUUCGAGAGCAAAACGGAAUUGGAAACGAAAAUGACCUUUCCUACAUAAAAAACCUGGUUCGACCAUGCUACAGUGAUCCCACCCUUACAACUAGUUAUGACCAUAGCUAUGCACUACAAGAAACACUUCUGAGGAGACCAUAUCACCAUAUAACCUGGAACAUGAUGAAAAACGUUGACCGAAACCUUAACAAAUCCCACUAUCAUCCAUCAGUCCUGACAUCCAUUGGACUUAACCAAUUUGGAGUAAGAAGAACUAGGAUUAGAACCUCCAAUGGAUUUGUUCAAAUCAAACCUCAUACCCUAGAACAGUUUAACGAUCCACAAACUAUAUAUAAAAUAUGUGACCUUGGAAAUGCUUGUUGGAUUGAUAAACACUUCACUGAGGAGAUUCAAACCAGACAAUACAGAUCACCAGAAGCUAUACUGAAUAUAGGUUAUAAUCAUCUGGCUGACAUAUGGUCUCUUGCAUGCGUCAUAUUCGAACUCAUUACAGGAGAUUACCUCUUUGACCCCAAUGGCAAAGAAGCAGUUCAACGAGACUCAAAUCACUUGCUACUGAUUGUGGAAUUGCUUGGACAGAUACCCAACUACAUGAUACAAAACAGUAAAAAGGCCAAGAAUUUGUCGUUCAACCAAAUCAACAAGAUUAAGAGGUGGCCGUUGGAAUCAGUUCUGAUCAAAAAGUAUAAUAUGGACAAGAAGGAAGCCUCCGAAAUAUCAAACUUCCUAUCAUGCAUGCUCAGAAUUAACCCAUCGGAGCGACACACAGCUCAACAACUGCUCUCCCAUAAGUGGCUGAAAGAAUAAUAAUUUAUGCAUCCACA